Molecule: messenger RNA, 1590 nt
Organism: Melitaea cinxia (Glanville fritillary)
Lineage: Eukaryota; Metazoa; Arthropoda; Insecta; Lepidoptera; Nymphalidae
Exons: 2
Coding region: 601-1428 (275 amino acids)
Molecular function (GO): nucleic acid binding
Source: RefSeq, a predicted model, not a curated record
ACUACCGUAUUUACACACACUAGAAAAUGUAAAAUAUGUACGCAAUACAUACAAAAAUGCAACUGUUAUUGGUCAUUCAGUCGCUAAUUAGUCACAAACGUAGGAGCACGCAUCAUUAGAUCGCAAAAGUACCGUUAGCAUGUCAACUAAAAAGCAUCUUCGGAGUAAGGAAAAAGAAAUUAUUGCAAAAGUUUACCACCGAAUGAAAUAUGAAGCGGAACAUGGAGUAGAAAAAUUAACUGAUGCUAGAUGGCGAACUGCCCAAGCUGUUGGUGUUAGUGAAUCCACGAUAACGCGAAUUUUACGAGAAGCAAAACAAGCAAGCAUAUCAAGGAAUACGUCACAGAAACUUUUUAAAUCGCCAUCUAAACCAAAAAGGGUUCGUACUAAGUCAAGGCUGGAUGAUUUUGAUAUGGGUGUACUUCGAAGAACGAUAGCGACGUUUCAUACAGAACAUAAUGAAUUACCAACAUUAAGAAAAUUAAAACAAGUAUUGAAUGAUAAAAUUGGUUUUAAUGGCUGUAUAGAAACUCUGCGAACCAUUUUGAAGGAAUCGGGUUAUAUUACCGUAAGGCUUUAGUCGAAAAACACGAUAUACAAAUGUUGCGCUUUCAAUAUUUGAAACAGUUAAAAAAAUAUCGCGACGAGGGUCGACAUAUUGUAUUCACUGAUGAAACUUAUAUUCAUACAACACAUGUUCAAAACAUGUGCUGGAAACAAGUGCCAGGAGUAUCGCCAUUGCAAAAAAAAUUAUCUAAGGGUAUGCGGAUCAUAGUUAUUCAUGCCGGUGGAUGUGAAGGAUUUGUCCCAAAUGCUAAUUUAACAUUCAAAGCAAAUUCAACAAGUGGAGAUUAUCAUGACAAUAUGAAUCUCGAUAAUUAUAAAAAAUGGCUCUCCACACAAUUACUGCCAAAUCUACCGGAAAACGCUGUCAUAAUUAUGAAUAACGCUUCUUACCACAAUGCUUUAUUGGAAAAAGCUCCUAACUCCAACUCCAAUAAACAUGCUAUGCAAACAUGGCUUGCUGGAAAAAAUAUUCCGUUUGCCGAGACUAUGAAAAAAAUAGAACUUUACGAUCUAAUUUUAAGACAUAAAGAUAUACACAAAAGGUUCGUUAUCGACGAACUGAUUCGAUCAAAAGGAUUUGAAAUUCUGAGACUCCCACCUUACCAUCCUGAACUUAAUCCGAUUGAAAAGAUAUGGGGGAUAUUAAAAAAUUACGUGGCUAGUAAAAACGUGACACAAAAUUUAACCUCGAUUAUGGCGUCCAUAAAUGAACGACUCGAAACAAUUGAUCGUACCAUGUGGGCAAAUACAUGUCGGCAUGUUGAAGAAACAGAAAAACAAUAUUUACAAUAUUUUGACACGGAUAAUGAAUUCAUUAUUCAUACGACUCGCAUACAGAUGAAAGCGACUAUAUCGAAAUGAGUGAAUAGUGAUUAUUUACAUAAUUCAAUCCCACUUAAUUUUUGAGUACGAUCAUAUACUAAAUAUACUAUUUUUAAUUGUAAUAUAAAAUAUAUUUAACUGUAAAAUAAAUACAUAUUAAAAAAAAAUGUCAGUUCUUUCUAUAGAUAUACCUACUUAAAA